AUGCGAUUCAACAGCUUUGUACUUAUUGUCACUCUUUGCUUAGUAUUUUGCAGCGUUGAAGGCUAUAUUCUGUUGCCAAGUUUAAGUGCGCGAAGAUUUCCAAGCCGAUAUAGCUUUAAUCCUCGUUCAUCGUUCGUUGGAAGCUAUGAAUCAAGAUUGCGGACCCCACUUCGCUCCAGAUCCGACGAGGGCAUGCCGUCAGACGACCCAAAUAGAGGAUUAUUUGGAGUGCUCAAGAGAUUUUUUACGAGACUUCGCUCGUUCUCAAGGUCAAAGAUUUCACGCUUCUCGAAACUGUCCCGGCGAGCAAAAUCUAUUCUACUUGUUCAAGCCGCAAUUAUUGCCAUCCUACUCGGUUCAUCAGGCACAAAAGUCUACAAAUACCAUCGAGGGAAGAGUGCCUCGGGAGAUGCUGGUCCGCCAAUUGAGGUACCAUACAGUACAUUUCUCGACUUAGUUGAAGAGUCAGGAAACAAAGGAGGUAAUGAAGUGAAAGUAGACGCUGUUCGGAUCAGCGGGGACAGGCUUGUUUACAGCCUCACAAAAAAAUCGACAAAUGGUGGCGAGGAGAAACGGAUUACUGCUUUCACAAGAAAGGUCAUGGCUUCACCAGAACUAAUUGAUCAACUUCAAGCGGGCAAUAUUCAAUUCGGUGCAGCCCCUCAAAAGCGAUCGGCAAACACCGUUGCAAUCGUUGCGAGAUCUGCCAUUUUGUUCUUUUACGUAUUGAUUCUUUGGAGAAUGUACAAAGCGUUUGGAAAUAACUCAGGAUCAGAUGAUAUCCCAGGAAAAUUGGCCACCAAUGAACUGCCAUUGGCGAACUUUGAUGAAAUUGAAGGCAUACCGGAGGCUAAAGGGGAAGUUUUAGAACUCGUUGAUGCACUUCGGUUUCCGGAUAAGUAUGCUAUUUUGGGUGCCCGGGCACCAAAGGGACUAUUGCUGGAAGGACCGCCUGGGACGGGAAAAACAAUGCUUGCGAGGGCAACAGCUGCAACUGCAGGGGUCCCUUUGCUGUAUUGCAGUGGAAGUGAUUUUGUUGAAGUUUUUGUUGGUCGUGGAGCAGCGCGGGUUAGAAAGCUGUUUGAACGUGCCGCUCGCAUGGCCCCUUGCAUCAUUUUUGUCGACGAGCUCGAUGCCCUAGGAAAAGCGCGAGAUAUGGGAGGCCAGUUCACGAGCGGGCGGGGCAACGACGAGGCCGAGCAGACACUGAAUCAACUUCUUGCAUGCAUGGAUGGUCUCGAUUCCUCGAAACGAAUCUGUGUCUUAGCUGCAACAAAUAGACGAGAAGUUUUGGAUCCAGCACUAAUUCGACCUGGCCGUUUUGAUCGAAUCGUCACGCUUCGUCUUCCAGAUGCUAAGGGGCGUGAAAAAAUUCUACAAGUUCAUGCAAAUAAGCUUCCAGGUUUCAAGGAGUGCAAUGGAGUUGAUGAACAACGACCGAUGUCUUUAGGGCGAGAUGGCGGUGUCGAUCUUUCUGCAGUUGCUGCAUCCACCACGGGAUUUAGCGGAGCUGAACUCGAGUUUCUGGUAAAUGAAGCUGCAAUUCGUGCUGUCCGACGUGUCAGUUCAGCUAUGCGAAAGGGCAACUCGAAUGUUUCGUCACAUGUAUUGGCAGAGGAUUUCGAAGGCUCACUCGAAUCCUUUUGGAGCUCGAGGAAGCCUAAGUCUGAUGUGAGCAGAGCUUGGAAGAGAGUCUGGCAGUAA
This is a messenger RNA of Cylindrotheca closterium, 1704 nucleotides long. The record is from the annotation of a GenBank genome assembly. Lineage: Eukaryota; Bacillariophyta; Bacillariophyceae; Bacillariales; Bacillariaceae.